ACAAAUACUAAAUUAUCAGAACUCAUGUUUGUAUUGUUUCUUUACUUAACAGUAUAAUAUUGUCUUGUUAUUCUUUUCAGGUGACGAAAUGUUCUCAGAUACGUAUAAAAUGAAGCUCGUAGAUGAAGUCAUGUAUGAAGUCUACGGAAAGCUUGUAACAAGAAAGCAAGGUGACAUUCAGAUUGAUGGGUUCAACCCGUCAGCAGAAGAGGCCUCUGAAGGCACAGAUGAAGCAGUUGAAUCCGGUGUAGAUGUGGUUCUGAACCACAGACUGUGUGAAACCUAUGCCUUUGGAGACAAAAAAUCCUACACAGCGUAUCUGAAGGACUACAUGAAGAAAUUAGUAGAAAAAUUACAAGAAAGCAAUCCUGACCAAGUCGACGUCUUCAAGACGAAUAUGAAUAAAGUAAUGAAGGAUAUAUUGGGAAGGUUUAAGGACCUACAGUUUUUUACAGGGGAGUCUAUGGAUAUUGACGGCAUGGUGGCCUUACUAGAGUAUAGGGACAUCGAUGGAGACAGCGUACCAGUGCUGAUGUUUUUCAAGCACGGCCUCCUCGAGGAGAAAUUUUAACUGGCAGCAAUCCAACGCAUUGGCUGACAUAAAAUAUAAGAAAUCGCUGAAGAUGGAGCUUAAGGACAUCUAUUAAACUUUCCAGAAGACGCCUUGCCUUCGGUUGUGGCAAGGCUCAACUCUAAGCUCCAUCAUCAUUUUUAUAUUUGUUAUUUUUUAAUAUUAUUAAAAUUUGAUGUAUUUAAUUUUUUUUGUAUAUACUUUUUCUACCCUCUAUAUAAAAACUGUACACUUUAAUUUAUUUAUACUAUGGAAGAUGGGGGAAGUUUACUUGUGAAACCAUCGUUUAAGAAGACAGAAUAUUUUGCAAUAAAUAAUUGCUUUGAAA
Molecule: messenger RNA, 899 nt
Organism: Homalodisca vitripennis (glassy-winged sharpshooter)
Lineage: Eukaryota; Metazoa; Arthropoda; Insecta; Hemiptera; Cicadellidae
Product: translationally-controlled tumor protein homolog
Exons: 5
Coding region: 89-571 (160 amino acids)
Cellular component (GO): cytoplasm
Molecular function (GO): calcium ion binding
Source: RefSeq, a predicted model, not a curated record